This is a messenger RNA of Nicrophorus vespilloides, 1262 nucleotides long. It is a transcript of the gene Rab1, whose product is annotated as ras-related protein Rab-1A. Lineage: Eukaryota; Metazoa; Arthropoda; Insecta; Coleoptera; Silphidae. Gene Ontology annotation, molecular function: GTPase activity; GTP binding. The record is from RefSeq and is a predicted model, not a curated record. The transcript is spliced from 7 exons. Bases 210 to 818 code for a protein of 202 amino acids.
UGGCAACGUUACGUCAAUGUUAAAAGUUACGAGCCGUGUCUUGUCGCAGCCAUUGUCCUAAAUUUGCUUAUUUGUGCGGUGAAAAGAUCCCGUUUUUCUCCUUUUUUUUGAGUUUCGGAAACGGAAGUGCGAACCGUACCGGUGCCAGCGGGAACGCAAAGUAAAUCAACCAGAAUAUCGUAAAGGAAACAGAAAGCAAAUAACCAAACAUGAAUCCAGAAUAUGAUUAUUUAUUUAAACUGUUGCUGAUUGGAGAUUCCGGUGUAGGAAAAUCGUGUCUACUGCUCAGAUUUGCUGAUGACACCUAUACAGAAAGUUAUAUCAGUACCAUUGGAGUGGAUUUUAAAAUCAGAACGAUUGAUUUAGAUGGUAAAACAAUUAAAUUGCAAAUUUGGGACACCGCAGGGCAGGAAAGGUUUAGGACCAUCACGUCGAGCUACUACCGCGGCGCACACGGCAUCAUUGUAGUGUACGAUUGCACGGACCAGGAUUCCUUCAACAACGUGAAACAGUGGCUGGAGGAAAUCGACCGUUAUGCUUGUGAUAAUGUCAACAAACUGCUCGUCGGCAACAAGAGCGACCUCACGACCAAGAAAGUAGUCGACUACGCAACGGCCAAGGAAUACGCCGAUCAGCUGGCCAUACCAUUCUUGGAGACUUCGGCGAAGAACGCAUCGAACGUAGAGCAGGCCUUUAUGACCAUGGCGGCGGAGAUCAAGAACCGCGUGGGGCCACCGUCAUCCGCCGCAGAUCAGGCUAGCAAGGUCAAGAUCGAUCAGGGUCGUCCCAUCGAGUCCACCAAGUCCGGCUGCUGCUGAAGAAAAACCACCGUCUCCGCCACCGCCCACUCUCCUCCCCCUCUUUUGAACCAAGUUACAUUUUCUCAAAAAAGGUGUAUGGUGCAGCUCAUGGCAUGGACAUUAUUUUAUACCUACAUCUAGGACGGCUACCAUAAUUAUAUAUCUAAUAAUAAUAUAAAUAUAUAUAUAGUAAUCUUGUCUUACUAUAUAUGCAUAUAUAUAUAUAUAGAAAACAUAUAUACGUUUUGAAAAUCAUCGAUAAUUCGUUGCAUUCGAAGUUUCCUUCACAUUGCUCCAAUUUUUAUUUUGCAAAUAUUCUUUUGGGCUUCUACUCUACUCCCAUUUUACUUUCCACGGAUAGAUUGGAUGAAGGAUUUUUAAAAGGAAAUAGCAACAAUUUACAUUAUAAUACGUAGCCUAAUUAUUAAACAAUAUAUUUCUUUACUGAUUUCUCUUAAUUAA